CGCGCCCCGCCCUGCGGGCUAGGAACUUGCAUGGGGCGCCGCCGGUGGCCGAGGGAGCGUGACUGCGCUGCGCAGGGCGCUAGGAGGCAUUGUAGCCGCACAGUCCCCUUGGUGAGCAGCAGACCGGCCUGGGGGCUGGCAGCAGGACACCCAAGUCUGCAUGCUGAAGAAGAUGGGAGAGGCUGUGGCCAGAGUUGCAAGGAAGGUCAACGAAACAGUGGAGAGCGGCUCUGACACCCUGGACCUGGCCGAAUGCAAGCUGGUUUCCUUCCCCAUUGGCAUCUACAAGGUCCUGCGGAAUGUCUCUGAGCAGAUCCAGCUCAUCACCCUGGCUAACAACGAGCUCAAGUCCCUCACCAGCAAGUUCAUGACCACGUUCAGUCAGCUCCGAGAGCUCCACCUGGAAGGGAACUUCCUGCAUCGCCUCCCCAGUGAGGUCAGCAGCCUGCAGCACCUCAAGGUCAUCGACCUGUCCCGGAACCGGUUUCAAGACUUCCCCGAGCAGCUCACCACCCUGCCGGCACUGGAGACCAUCAAUCUGGAGGAGAAUGAGAUUGUGGCAGAUGUGCCUGUGGAGAAGCUGGCCGCCAUGCAGGCCCUGCGCAGCAUCAACCUCCGCUUCAACCCUCUGAAUGCCGAGGUGCGCGUCAUCGCCCCGCCGCUCAUCAAGUUUGACAUGCUCAUGUCUCCAGAGGGUGCACGGGCCCCUCCACCUUAGGGCACCCUCCUCGUUACCACCCAGCAAGGGACAGAGGCCACUGGCCUGGCACCCUGAGAGGAGAGAAGCCCAUGGGCCCGAGGGAGGCUAAGCUGGGGGGCUGGGGUGGGUGGGCAAACAAGAGUGUGGCGGGAGGGGGUGCAGCCAGUUCAGGAUGGCUAGUUUAGAGCAGUAGAGGGCCCCAGAACCAUGAGGAGGAGGAGGCAGGGUGGGGGCUGGGGCCAGGAGAGUGGGCACACAGGGGCUGUGCAAACUUGGGCAGAUCCCCCACCCUCUCUGAGCCUCGGUGCUUGGGAGGAGGGAUGGUGGCAAAGGACUUUGGCCUCCUUUAGACUCCUUGGAGGUUUUAGCUUCAAAUCACCAGGCACCCUCUGAGCCUGCAGAUGAGCGUAGCUGAGCAUUUUCUGGGCCUCCCUGGGCUUGAGGCCUUGUUUCUUGUGCUGAGAGGAGUAGAAGACAACCGUCCAUCUGCUGCUUCCUGAGGACUGAAUUGGAUGAAGCUUUCACCAUGCCCCGUCCUCUACCACCUGGCUCCCUGGACUGGCAGGAGCCCGAACAGGAAUCUGAGAACGCCGUGGCCCUGGGGCAGGGCAAAAGUGGUCAUGAAGACGCCCAUGGACCCUAAGGCUGGGACCUUGGGGAGCAAGUCAGGACAGCUCUGUCCGCCUUGGGAUGAAGAAGUGAGUGGGUAGGAAGUUCCGAGCAUCCAUUCCUUCCCGGGAAUGCCUGUCCAGGUGUACCUGGUCUUCAUCCCCUGAGCUGCAGGAGAGGUGGCCCAGGGACAGCGAUGCCAUCUGUGUCUGUGGCUCUGGUCCGAGGUAAUUAGGUGACCACCCUCAUCACGGCCUCCGUUUGGCAGCAGCCUGGCUACCUUGUAAUGUCCCCCUGGGAGCAGAAGACACUGUGGUCAUUGGAUCCAAAGCCACCACCCUGAAGACCUAGCCAUGCUGAGGUCUUCAACCUGCAGCCUAGGGUUUGCCAGGCAAUUUGGUGACCAGCCAUCCUGGCUUGUCUGGGACUGCGGGGUUUCCUAGGAGGUGGGGCUUUCAGUGCUAAAACUGGGAUGGUCCCAGGAACGUGGAAAUGGCCGGUCCCCCACCAGGAACAGGCUGGGGCUCUUGCCUUCUGGUAAAGCCUGUGCUUUGAUCCCCCACGAGGCUACAUCUCACUUUCUCACGGGAGGGGCAAGCCGACCCAGGGCUUCCCCCGAGCCCACCUGCUCUGCACCUUGAUCUGGGUCUGUGGAGGCCCUGAGGCCCCAGGCCGUGGGCAGAGCUGGGCCACUUUACCAUGCCCACCGUCAGGCUGCCCAGAGCCCCGGCUGCCGCUCAGAGCAGUAGCCUGCCUCAGAAGGCCCCCAGUUGCCUCCCUGCUCCCAGGUCUCCUGUCUCUUGGCAAGGAGCUGAACAUGUGGCCUGUCACUGAAUGUUUAGUGUCCCAAGAGAGACCUUCCAUUCUGCUCCUAUCUCAUGGCCUUCCUGUCCACUCUGGAAGAGGGUUUCCAGGAUGAGGAGGGCAAGGCAGGAUGUCCAGGCAGGGCUGCUGAGUUCAGCUGUGGACCCUGGGCAGGUGGGGGCAACGUGCAGUCUGGGCUGGGCCGGCCCCGCCCACCCGUGCUCUGGGUCUCUCCUGGUGAAAGAGGAGGCCUCUUCUCUGGUGUGCCCAGCCAUCUCGUGGCCAGAGCCUUGCACCUUGAGGCGUGAUCUGAGGCCAGCCACAGCAGCAUCACCUGGGAGCCUGUUAGCAACCCAGAGUCUCGCGCACCCAGGCUUCCUGCAUCAGAAUCUGCAUUUUAACGGGAUCCCCAGCUGAUUCCUAGAACUAUGUUAUAGUUUGAGAAACAAGGCCCUAAGGGCAUGUCCUUGAAUUGGAAGGCAAAGGCUUUCUUGGUUCUCCCCCUGCCUCCUCCAGGGAUCUGAGUCUGUGCUCUGCCUCCUCCCUCACCCUGGGGAGACCCAGAGCCUCUUGAUCUUUCCAGAGUGUAUGACACCCCCUUCGAAGGGAGUGACCCCAUGCACCAGGAGGUGAGGGUAGGGUGUGCUUGGCCAUCUGGAUCCGCCUCUCUGGUUCAUCCCUGCAUGCCAAGCUGCCUGCUCCAGGUCCUCACCUCUGGCCCUUUGAGAGGGCUGCUUCUGGAAGUUGCCUUCUACUCCGCUGGGACAGCAUGCCCUUGCCUCCUGGGAGAGCUUGGGCAGUCCAACAAGCUCCCAAUCCAGGCUCGCAGCGUGAGUGAGCCCUUAGCUUCAGUCUGCAAUAAAGGAUGUGUCGGUUUCAUCUG
Molecule: messenger RNA, 2996 nt
Organism: Sciurus carolinensis (gray squirrel)
Lineage: Eukaryota; Metazoa; Chordata; Mammalia; Rodentia; Sciuridae
Gene: Lrrc20
Product: leucine rich repeat containing 20
Exons: 5
Coding region: 161-718 (185 amino acids)
Molecular function (GO): protein binding
Source: RefSeq, a predicted model, not a curated record